ACUCCAAAAUGCCACCGCCUGUCAAGAACCCAACUCUGGGAGUGGCUCCCAGACAAAGCGCAAGGCAGAAAUAACCAACAUAACAAGUCCAACAUGACACAAGUAAAAACAAAGUUCUCAAUCAGAAACAUAAACAGAACCAACAUCAACCAGCACACUUCAUUUGGCACCCUUCUUAGCAGCAGCCUUUGUGACCUUAGCACCCGAAGCAUCCUUCUUCUCCACACUCUUGAUAACACCAACUGCAACAGUCUGCCUCAUGUCACGCACGGCAAAACGACCAAGAGGCGGGUACUCAGCAAAAGUCUCCACAACCAUGGGCUUGGUCGGAAUCAUCUUAACAAACCCAGCAUCACCAUUCUUCAAGAACUUGGGCUCCUUCUCCAGCUCCUUACCAGACCGCCUAUCAAUCUUAGUCACGAGCUCGGCAAAUUUGACAGCAAUGUGGGAAGUGUGGCAGUCGAGCACGGGGGCAUAGCCCUGACCAAUCUGCCCAGGGUGGUUCAUGAUAAUAACCUGCGAGGUAAAGUUAGCAGCUUCCUUGGCAGGGUCAUCCUUCGAGUUGGAAGCCACAUAACCACGCUUCAAAUCCUUCACAGCAACAUUCUUCACAUUGAACCCAACGUUAUCACCUGGGAGGGCCUCCUGCAUGGCCUCAUGGUGCAUCUCAACAGACUUGACCUCAGUGGUUAG
Molecule: messenger RNA, 693 nt
Organism: Striga asiatica
Lineage: Eukaryota; Viridiplantae; Streptophyta; Magnoliopsida; Lamiales; Orobanchaceae
Source: the annotation of a GenBank genome assembly